This is a messenger RNA of Megalobrama amblycephala (Wuchang bream), 1613 nucleotides long. Its product is annotated as interleukin-1 receptor type 2-like. Gene Ontology annotation, molecular function: interleukin-1 receptor activity. The transcript has 8 exons. Bases 508 to 1476 code for a protein of 322 amino acids. Lineage: Eukaryota; Metazoa; Chordata; Actinopteri; Cypriniformes; Xenocyprididae. The record is from RefSeq and is a predicted model, not a curated record.
AUGAAGUACACAUAAACAUGAAUACCGUCUAUACUUGUGAUCAAAUCACCUGAGAUUUAAAUGUCUAGUGUCCUUUUCAUAAAUCAAGCUUACUAUAUGGUCAAAUACACAGUAUCACACACACAUCUGUCCAACAGCUUUGUCUGUUUUGUGUGUGUGAUUUCACACAGUUUGUCAUGUGCCAUAACAGUAUAUGUCUGUUUACGCUUCUGAAGCAAGAUUUACACUGUCAUUUCCAGCAAACACACGGUAGUGUAUGUCUGUGCAGGUCUUUGUCUUCAUCUACAUGUUCUGUGGAGAGGUGAGUUUGAUCAGCACUUGAUUUGGAAAUGUGGAAUUUCCACUUAUUGAUGAGGAAGCUUUGUUUGCAUGGGAUUAGGGUUUCCCCCAUAACCUGACCAUAAAACAGACACACGGAGGACUGUCAACUGCUUAUCCAUGUGCUUUUGUCUGUACUUCUGUCAGCAAAGCGCUUCAAAUUUAAUAUAAUCGUUCAUCACCAUCAUCAUGAUCAUCCAUAGGCAGCGUCUCUUUGAUUUUGGCACAUACAUUGUCAUACUUUCCAUGAGAUCAUUCUUUAACUCUGCACUGGCUCUGAAAGGUAGUUGUGAGGUUGUGGGUCCAGAGAUCCCGGAAUAUCAAGUUCAAGGCGAGGCGGUUAUCAUCAGAUUCCCAUUUCUUGAAGAUGCAAUUAAUUACAGGAAUUUACAAGUGGACCACAGCUCAACAUUCCACAUUGAUCACACCAACCUGAGGAACCAGAGCAGUCUGAAGAGCUGCCGGGAUCGGGUGAAGCAGAGCGGGCGCGGCGUCCAGCUCCUUCCAUCUCAUCCGUCAGACUCCGGGACAUUCACCUACACUUUGAGGAGCAACACUUUCUGUCUCACUGGGAGUAUUUCUGUAACGAUUUACGAGGCAGAGGAGCCAAACGUGAUGAUGACCUACAACGCACAUGUAGGAGAAGAUACAAAAAUUAAUUGUCCCCAUUUGAGAUAUUUCACAAGGAAAGAAAAUCUUAUGUGGUACAAGGAUUUUCAGAGCACAGCGCUCCCUGUUGGCAGAGGACAGUAUACAAUAGAGAGUGGCAUAAUUCUGUCCAUCAGAAACAUGUCUGUGAAAGAUCAGGGCUUCUACACCUGUAGGCUAAAUGUGAUAUUCAACAAUACCCGAUACAACGUGAGCAGGACCUGGAGAGUUCAAGUGUCAGCCCCAGAAUCAGAAAGUGCCGCACCAGAAGUUGUCACCUCUAACAAUCUCAAUGCUUUCACAUCAUCAAGUUAUUCAUUCCCCUAUAUUGUGUUUCCUGUGAACGGAUCCUUCAUUGAAAGUCAUGUUGGCUCACGUUUGGAGAUCAGCUGCACGGUGUCUGUGGGAAGGCAGUCAGCUCAGUCCACGGAUGUGACAUGGCUGGUUAAUGGCCAUCCCGUGGAAAACUCUCACCUGGGGGGACGUGCAUUUCAGACAGAUAAAAGGUAACAUUCAUGUCUGCAGAGAUCCACUUGGAAAUUGUGUCAGGAAUGAACUCAAGCACAGGGUGAGAGGAAAAAUGUAGUUUAUUGGAAAAAAGGACGGAUUCAAAUGAAGAUGACAGCAAACAGUCCAGAGCACAUGAG